AAACACGGAAAUCACGAGUUAGCGCGUUAUUUAGAAUUUCGACGGCAGAGAGAGUGGGAUUUCUGGCUCGCUUCUUCCUAAUAGAGCGUCAUGGAUCGGGCGAUGGUGCGUGGAAAUAGAGGUGGCUGCUUCUCAGCCGUGACUAGAUGUGUUUGGGGCAAACCUAAGGAAGAUCUCACACGGUACAGAGCUUCUGAGAGUGACACAAUAGAGUUUGAAGAUAUUGUGACUGCUGAAAACAGAGCUGGUGCAGUGCACGCCAAGAAGCAGUUGGUGACGGAGGCAGAGCGAGAGCUGCUGAGGUCCGGCAAGUUUGACCAGCUGGUCGAGGAACAGCGCAGGAUUGAUGCCGAGAGAGAUGCAGAGCUGCGGAGGCAGGAAGAAAAGCUACGGCAAGAGGAAGAGGCGUACUAUUCAGCUAAAAGAGAGUAUGUCAGAAGAACAAGAAUGCUCUCUUCUACAUCUCUCCAAGUGUCAGUGGAGGUAGAGAGACAGCCAGUGUCUCAACCUGACGUGGUCAUCCAUCACCAGCCAAGGGCCACACCCACCUCAUCCUCCCUCCCUCAUUUACCUUCCGUUUCUCAACUCAUGAGUGGUUCGUCUGUGCAAGAAGAAGACGACUUUGAUCAAUUCUUGGAGAGUGUGAAGGCUCGCCAGCUCUCCAUCACCAGUAGUAAAGCUCCUGAGCCUAUGAGUGUGGGUACUGGUGAUAGUGGGGAGGGUGGUGGAGGGGGGAAGGAGGAGGAGGGUGAGGAGGAGGUUGACUUUGGUUACUGGGAGAAGGCAGAGGUGCCGACAGCCCCAGAGACCAGUGGAGAUCCUCCUCAUGAAAGCAAUGGGAAAAGCACACCGCUGCCUAAACCUCCCUCCAGAGACAUGGACCUCAGUUUACUCUAGCUACCAUCACCCACCAUGUAGUAGAGGUCCUCUGUACUGAUAUUAUGUGUCGAACUUGUCAUGGCAUUUUGUAUAAUUAUAAUUCUGCAGAUUUUCUCUUUCAGAUGCAUUUAUUACGUACAUAACUGUAAGUGGGUAAAGCUUUGUGUGCAUUGCAUCGUUUUGCUUUUUUCACAACUCCAUUAUAGUUGUGUGAACACGGCAAUACACUAGAAUACAUUUAGUCUUGCGUCAAACUGCAUUGUGUCAUGGCAUACGUACAUGCAUGAUGAUAAGCUGCUUCAGUUUAAUAUCAAUUCCACUGCAGUAUACAACCAACGCAAACCUUUGACACAAAGCGCGAGUCAGUCAGGAGUGAAUGUUCUGCUGCUGUAUUAUGUUCUGUCAGUUUGGAGUAUUAUUAUACACUCCUAGUACACUAUGUACAACCAUACAGGUCAUGCAGGUACAUUGCCCUCCACAUCAGAGCC
Geodia barretti is the source of this 1367-nucleotide messenger RNA. Lineage: Eukaryota; Metazoa; Porifera; Demospongiae; Tetractinellida; Geodiidae. The record is from the annotation of a GenBank genome assembly.